AUGCACUCCCGUGCCAGUUUAUUCUGCCCGGUCGACAACACCGCACGCCUCUUCAACCACCACCAAACCAGCAAGGCCACGACUAUCAUUAGUAUAAUUCCCACAACGGUCGGUCAGGUUAUUAUAGCAACCAAAUUCUCUCUCCAGCCCGAAUUCGGCCUAACCAGUGACACUGAAGCUCCAGUAUCGAAAAGGGCCUUCACUUUCUUGUCUCUCAGCAACACAUUACAAGUGAAGUCAGGCCCUUCCUUCAGCAAACGGUAUACCUGUGCCUUUCUCCUUCCCGUAUGUUCUCUCCCUUCCUCCCGCUUUCUCAACAACCGAGAUGUGGGAGUCGAUCUAAGUACAAUAACCGAACAAAGGAAACCAAAAAGUGAGGUCCGCCGCUCCGUGUUUUGUUUCUUUUUCCUCCUCCUUUUGCUUCCUUCUCUUUUCCUCCUUAUGUCCCUUUUAGACCAAUAUAGUCCGAAGACUAGAGUCCGUUCUGGUCUUACUUGGUCCAGACUGGACAAAACAAAUGCAACCUUCUCUCCUCUUUCAGACGGCCGUGGUAAUUCCCACGGUCCUAUCCUGGUCAACACGGCACCAGUCUAA
This is a messenger RNA of Acanthosepion pharaonis, 594 nucleotides long. NCBI's taxonomy places the organism in Eukaryota, Metazoa, Mollusca, Cephalopoda, Sepiida, Sepiidae. The record is from the annotation of a GenBank genome assembly.